Messenger RNA from Lepisosteus oculatus (spotted gar), 1543 nucleotides. RefSeq names its product nuclear factor of kappa light polypeptide gene enhancer in B-cells inhibitor, alpha b (gene nfkbiab). The record is from RefSeq and is a predicted model, not a curated record. Lineage: Eukaryota; Metazoa; Chordata; Actinopteri; Semionotiformes; Lepisosteidae. Gene Ontology annotation, biological process: toll-like receptor 4 signaling pathway; cellular response to tumor necrosis factor. Gene Ontology annotation, molecular function: NF-kappaB binding. Gene Ontology annotation, cellular component: cytosol.
GACACUCAUUUUGAGCUCAGAGCUAGAGAGAGGACUGUCGGAGGCGCGACUCAAGAUCAAAAUGGAAGCUAUUAAUGGUAACCGGGGAUAUUACAACAUGGAGGAUCGGGAUCUGAAGCAUGGGAAACAUUUGCAAUGCCAGGACGAGAGGCUAGACAGCGGGUUGGAUUCUUUGAAAGAGGAGGAAUAUCAAGAAAUCCUGCAGGACAUGGAAAACCUGAGGGUGAAUCCCACGGAGGCCAACCGGAAUGACUUCCACAACGACCCGUGGAAACUGCAGAGGACGGAGGACGGAGACACGUUGCUCCACCUGGCUGUUAUUCACGAGGCCGCGGACUGCGCCCUGCAGAUUAUCGAGCGCUGCCGCGGUGACCCGUUCCUCAACGUCCAGAACAACCAGAGACAGACGGCUCUCCACCUGGCCGUGAUAAUGGAGCAGCCCCAGGUUGUGGAGAGGCUGCUGACCGCUGGCUGCGACCCCAGGCUGACGGAUGACUGUGGAAACACGGCCCUGCACAUCGCCUGUAAGAAGGGCUCUCUGCACUGCUUCAGCGUGCUGACCCAGGGCAGCACACAGCACCUGCCCUACAUCUUCAACACCACCAACUACAACGGACAUUACUGCCUCCACUUGGCCUCCAUCCACGGCUAUCUUUCGCUGGUGGAGAACCUCAUUCAGCUGGGUGCCGAUAUCAAUGUGCAGGAGCAGUGCAACGGCCGGACCGCCCUGCACCUGGCUGUGGACCUGCAGAACCUGCCCCUGGUGCAGCUCCUCGUCGCCAAGGGGGCCGACGUCAACAGCCUCACCUACGGGGGCCACACGCCGUACCACCUGACCUACGGCCGGCAGAACGCGGAGAUCCAGCGGCACCUGUACGCCCUGACCGCGCAGGACCUGCGGGAGCUCCCGGAGAGCGAGGCGGAGGAGAGCGACGACGAGCCUCUGUACGAGGAAGAUGACAUGUACGACGACAUUCAGCUGGUGCGGCAGUAGUGCUCGGGCCCGGGAGCCUCGCGCUCUGCUGGAGGAGCAGAGGAGAACACAGCCGCUGGCAGGUCCCAGAGCCUGCCCUGGCCGGCAGCCAGUGCCAGCAGGAGCACUGGCCAGACUCCGUGUCGCCGGGCCGAGGGCGUGGGAAGUGUUUGUGGAGAGGAAGGGCGGGGCGCAGGGGAGCUGGACAGACGGGCUUUGGAACUGAUCGACGCUGUGAGCCCAGGGAGGAUUGCACUGGGACCCAGACAACCAGUUCACUGCACACAGAACCUGUACUGGACCUGAAUUUCCAAAGGACUCUGACUCGGUCUUCACAACCCGGAAUUUCUGCAAGCUGUACACCUUGGAGUGUAAAUAUGUAAAUGAUGUACUAUACAGAGAAAUCUAUUUUUUUUGAAUGAACUCUUUUCAAAUAAGUUUCUUGAAGUAAAUGAAAUGUUAUUAUACAUGAACACUAUCGAGUGUGUGAGUAUCUUGUAUGUUUUAAGUACUAACUGAGGAGCCAUACCUGUAUACAUACUGUAAGCAAGAAUAAAAAGAGAACCAUGA